AUGGCUCUCCCAAGAGCUAGUGAGGCAUAUAUUAGAGGAGUUGAUGGUUUUCUAGAUAUGGCUUUUCAAAGGACCGCACAAGGACAAGAAAUACUUUGCCCGUGCAAAAAGUGUUUGAACCGUAAUUGGUAUUAUAGAGCAACAGUAAGAGAACACUUGAUAGUCUAUGGUUUCAUAGAAGGCUAUACUGAGUGGGUAUUCUAUGGAGAAGGAUUGUCAAUGUAUUCUGAAGGAUUACCAUCACAUAGUAAUGAAGGACUUGAUCCUCUUGAUAACAUGGAUGAUAUGUUGCAAGAUAUGUAUAGAGAUGUAGCAAUUGGAGGGCAAAACCUCCCAAGGAUUUGUGAAGGUCCUAAUACGGAGGCAAAGAAAUUUUACAAGUUAAUGGAGGAAGGCCGACAGGAGCUUUAUACAGGGUGUAAGAGUUUCUCAAGGCUUUCUUUCAUCGUUCGAUUAUAUCUUUUCAAGUGUCUCCAUGGGCUAAGUAAUGUGGCAUUUGGUAACCUUCUAGAUUUAUUAAAAGAAGCUUUUCCUGAUGCUACAAUUCCGAAUUCUUUUAAUGAAGCUAAGAAGACAGUGAGAGAUUUAGGUCUUGAUUACAAAAAAAUACAUGCAUGCCCAAAUGAUUGUAUGUUGUUUUGGGAUAAGCAUGAAGAAGCAAAUAAUUGUCUUUUAUGUGGUGCUUCUAAGUGGAAAUUGGAGGAUGAAUUUGCAAAUGAUAAUGCUAAAUCCUCCACUAUACCUGCUAAGGUUUUACGAUACUUUCCUCUUACUCCUAGGCUACAGAGGUUAUUCAUGUGUGAAGAGACAACUACUGCAAUGAGAUGGCAUGCAACAGAUCGUCCGAAUGAUGGAAAUUUGAGGCAUCCGGCUGAUGCCAAAGCUUGGAAAGAUUUUGAUAAUUUGCAUUCUGAGUUUGCUCAAGACCCUCGCAAUGUGAGGUUGGGACUUGCAAGUGAUGGGUUCAAUCCAUUUCGAACGAUGAGCAUUUCACAUAGCACAUGGCCCGUUGUGUUAAUCAAUUACAAUUCAUCACCAUUGGUUUUUAUGAAGUCUGAAUAUAUUUUCUUGUCUAUGAUUAUUCCAGGUCCUAGAUCACCUGGUAAAGACAUUGAUAUCUACAUCCAACCUUUGAUUAGAGAGUUGAAGCACUUAUAG
Dioscorea cayenensis subsp. rotundata (Guinea yam) is the source of this 1158-nucleotide messenger RNA. RefSeq lists its product as uncharacterized. Bases 1 to 1158 code for a protein of 385 amino acids. The transcript has a single exon. The record is from RefSeq and is a predicted model, not a curated record. Lineage: Eukaryota; Viridiplantae; Streptophyta; Magnoliopsida; Dioscoreales; Dioscoreaceae.